Pseudocercospora fijiensis CIRAD86 is the source of this 663-nucleotide messenger RNA. RefSeq lists its product as uncharacterized. The transcript has 2 exons. The annotation marks the transcript as partial. NCBI's taxonomy places the organism in Eukaryota, Fungi, Ascomycota, Dothideomycetes, Mycosphaerellales, Mycosphaerellaceae. The record is from RefSeq and is a predicted model, not a curated record.
AAGAAAAGGAAGUUGAUUGACAGAGGAGGCUACAACGCCCUUCUACCGGACCUGAACAAGAAUUCGGAUCAGAAGAACGCGAUUGCGGCCACCAACGACGACAACGAAAGCGAUGGUGACGAUGAUCUGAGAGUGUUGAACGAGAAAACUUUGGAGUUCAGAGACACCUUUAAAUACAUUAUGCGAGCUGCAGAUACUACCACCCAUAGAAGAGACGAACCAUACCUACGAGCUUAUAAAGAAGUCCACUGCACAGACCUAAUGGACAAGAAAGACAAGCAACAACUUCACCGCAAGGACAUCAAUGCGUCUCAAAUGAGCUGGGCCAAUCUGGCAAACACGCUGGAGGAGAUCGCCAAGGGAAAAGAUGAUCCUACAAAAGGAUAUCUAGCUGGGCGGAUUGCUGGUGAAAAGGAACUGUGUCACAGCAACGACGACGAGAGUAUGCGAGAGAUGCUCAAGCGAAAGCAAGUCAAAUGCUUUCAAGUGUUAUGGCUAUACUACUUCGAAGGACAGGCAGAUGAGGAACUACUGCUGAGUAAAGAUCGAGCGGCGGUCGGCACAUUGCAGACAGUGGUCCAGUCUCGAGCAUCGAGCGCAGAGCGCGUACAGCUCCGCUCUACAGAUCGAGCGGUAGUCGUUACGUCGCAGACAAUAGUAUAG